CAACGCUGUUUGGUGCGGACUGGAAAAGGUCCGUUGAGACAUUGAGACAUUUCUUCAACAUCGUCUUUGCAAGGAUAUUACACCUAUCAUCUCUUCCAUGCUGACAUGGUAUGGGGUGAUUGAUUACCUACAUCAGACCCAGAUACCCCGGCGAAUCCCAGAGUGAAGACUGGCUACUCCCGUGCCGUUACGAUUGAAAGAUUGCAUCGAAGCAAAUUCCUUCUUCCUACCUCUUCUUAUUCUCAGUUCUGCCACGGGAGUCGAUUUCGCUCUGUCGGCUUUGGAAGUUGUACCACAAGCAAGAGACCGAACUUCAUUUUCCAGAAUCGCGAUCCUACUUUAAAGCAUUAUGGGUCUGGACGAUCUCUUCCACCACUUUGACAAAUCCGAGUACACUGCCCGGAUGAAAUCAAGCACGGACAAUGAGCUUGUCCAGAGAGAUGUCGUAAAGACCCGUCAACAUCUCACAGCAUACUUCAGCGGAGGAACAUAUUUGGGAAUGGCCAUUCCAACUUGCGGCGCAUCACUCAUCAUGGCACCAUUAACAGCUCGAAGAUACUAUAUCUCUAGGCAGAAGCUUAAGAUCGUACAAGCCGAGCUAGAGCGCCGCAAUAUUCCCCUGUACGAGACCCGGAAACGUGACGUCGCUAUAUCCGCCCUCACCGGGACCAUCGGCCUCGCAGUCGGCAUAGCGACGCUCGGUGUCACCGACGGCUUGACAGACAGUCUCACAUUCACGUCUUUAGGGAAUUCGGGGGCUUCGGGGGCUUCGGGGGCUUCAGCCAUUGAUGCUUUAUCUGCAGACCCAUUCAGUGCGGUAGGCGAUGCCGUGCAAGGGGCGGUCGCGCAAUUCCAGGAGGUUAGCAUCAAUAUCACAGGAGACACCAUGGGCCAGACCAUCCUGCCUGAAGGUCAAAUAGUUGAGUUGCAUGACCUUGAGACCGGAGCAACAGCCGACAUGAUCGUCGCAACGCCGGAAGUGGCUGGCGCAUGGAAUAUGGGUGUCCACUUGGCGCAGUCGGCUGAAAAGGCCUUGGCGCAGUCGGCAUUCUUGGACGCGGCGGGGUCGGCCUUGGUCAUGGAAGCCGUUGCAGGAUAUGGAAAAAGUAGGGGACGAUGUUGUCCUCGCCUUUUGGGUGUAUUUGGUGCCAUGAACUGCGACUGUUGUGGAGAGCACAUCGGGAAGAGGCAGUACCAUCAUUGCUGCCUGUGUGCAAGCGAUGAUUUCGACCUUUGCCAAGCCUGCUAUUCAAAGGGCUCGAGAUGCCUAUCUGCUUCUCAUGACAUGACCCUAUUACAACUUGCCACGAACCAAGACCUAUCGUCAGAGAUGCCUAUCGUCAACUUGUAUCCGAAUUGGAAACACGAAGCUAUUGAGUUUGUCACACGUUCCCAACUUUCAGGUGGAGAAUAUACACUAUUUGGAUGUGACCAUUGUGGGGAGGCUAUACGCCAAGGUAACUGCUAUCACUGUUUCCAUUGCGGGAACUAUGACUCCUGUGAAAGGUGCUACAAAGACGGUUCCAGCUGCGGGACUAUAGAUCACGUCCUCACGGCUCUUGUCUGCGCAGUCGACUGCUCAUCUCAUCGGUAUUGGGUCAGCGACUGCCGAAGGUCCGAGGGCAUGUGCCCUGGAAUACAAUGCAGUAGUUGCCACCAGCUGGUCACCCAAGGCCGAUACUAUCAUUGCUGCAACUGCGAUGGAGACGACUUUGAUAUUUGCCAUGCCUGCUACAAGUCAGGUGAGAGAUGCAAGAAUCCCACACACCAUACAUUACAGUUACAUCUGGGGGGCAACGACCGCUUUCUUCUGGAGUACCCCGAGACAUGUGCAAGGCGUAAGUAUACCCUCCAGUCUUCUACCGUUUAUUGUGAUCAUUGUUCGGAUAAGAUUACUCGAGGAAGUUUCUAUCACUGCUGUAAAUGUGAGGAGAAUUAUGACG
Colletotrichum acutatum is the source of this 1943-nucleotide messenger RNA. RefSeq lists its product as uncharacterized. The annotation marks the transcript as partial. Gene Ontology annotation, molecular function: zinc ion binding. The record is from RefSeq and is a predicted model, not a curated record. The transcript is spliced from 5 exons. Lineage: Eukaryota; Fungi; Ascomycota; Sordariomycetes; Glomerellales; Glomerellaceae.